Molecule: messenger RNA, 2804 nt
Organism: Microplitis mediator
Lineage: Eukaryota; Metazoa; Arthropoda; Insecta; Hymenoptera; Braconidae
Gene: Naam
Product: exosome complex component RRP4-like
Exons: 6
Coding region: 96-1979 (627 amino acids)
Biological process (GO): CUT catabolic process; nuclear polyadenylation-dependent rRNA catabolic process; TRAMP-dependent tRNA surveillance pathway
Cellular component (GO): nuclear exosome (RNase complex); cytoplasmic exosome (RNase complex)
Molecular function (GO): calcium ion binding; RNA binding
Source: RefSeq, a predicted model, not a curated record
UGGAUUAUUUUUCAAGACCUGGAGUUUUUUAACCUGGAAAUUUUUGUCCACAAAAACAAAAAUAAAUAAAUAGAUAAAUAAUUAAUUAUUUAAAAAUGGCAGAUUAUCCUGAUAUCAAUAUACGACUGGCAGUACAUCGUACUGAUACGAAUUUAAUAUCAAGAGAUAAUAUCCAACCACGUAUUUAUACUCCUGGAGAAGGUGUAUUGACUCAAACGGAUUAUUUGAGAGGUCACGGAACAUACGUCGAUGAAGAUGAAUGUCUGAGAGCAUCAGUAGCAGGAAUACUAGAAAAAGUAAACAAAUUGAUAACAAUACGUCCCCUGAAAGCUAGAUAUCAAGGAGAGAUCGGUGACGUUAUCGUUGGCAGAAUAACUGAAGUACAGCAGAGUCGUUGGAAAGUUGAUACUAAUUCAAAACUUGACUCCGUUCUACUUUUAUCAAGUGUCAAUUUACCCGGUGGAGAAUUGAGACGAAGAUCAGCCGAAGAUGAACAAACUAUGCGCCGUUAUUUACAAGAAGGCGACUUAAUUUGCGCCGAAGUCCAGAGUACUUACGCCGACGGCUCUCUGUCUCUCCAUACCCGUGUCCUCAAGUACGGAAAGUUAUCCCAGGGGGUGAUGGUAAAAGUUCCCCCGGCUCUAAUUAAGCGCAAAAAAACUCACUUCCAUCAUCUAGCAAACGGCGCGACUUUGAUUCUCGGUAACAACGGCUACGUUUGGAUCGGAGCCAGCACCCAAAACGCCGAUCGAUCUGAAGGUGGAUUCACUCAAGACCUGUCUCGUGUGACCCACGAAGACCGGGAGAUUUGCGCCAGAUUGCGAAACUGCGUCUUGAUUCUCUCCACAUGCAACAUUCUGCUGACAGACACCUCAGUAACUUAUGCCUACGAGGAGUCAAGUAAAUAUAAAGCCUUGGAAACUAAAACCAACCGGGUUGAUAUGGUUGAUAGUCUGGUAAACCUCGACAUGGACGCCUGUUUCUCAGCUUUCGAUAGGGACGCCGAUGGGUUCCUAUCGAUCGAAGAGUUUGAAUUAAUAUGCCGGGCACUUUUUCGUAAUGAUCGAGGUAAAAUUUACGGAGUAGAAGACCACCAGUUGCGUGAGAUAUUUGAUAUUUUUGAUACUAAAAACGACGGCGUUAUUGAUCCAGAGGAAUUUGAGGUCUGCUGGAAUAGGUGGAUUAAAACAUGUACGAGACCGAGGAGCGCCUUUUUGAUUGUUGAUGUCCAGAAUGAUUUUAUAACAGGGUCAUUAAAUAUAAAACAUUGCGCGGCACAACACGACGGCUCGGAAGUUAUCGAACCGAUAAAUCGUCUUCUGGAUACUGUCCCUUUUGAUUCGGUUUUUUAUUCAUUAGAUUGGCAUCCUGUUGAUCAUGUAUCGUUUAUUGACAAUUUGCAUCUGAGAGAAGUUGAUGAGUCGAGUCCGAUACCAAAAGAAAAUGCUAAAGUAUAUGACACGGUGACAUUCAAAGGUCCGCUGGGUUUGAAACAGCGCCUGUGGCCGCGUCACUGCGUCCAGGAUUCCUGGGGCGCGGAACUUCAUAAAGAUUUGAAAGUUGUUGAUAAGGCGAUUAAAAUAUACAAGGGAACAAACCCGGAGGUUGAUUCGUACUCUGUGUUUUGGGAUAACAAGAAAUUAACGGAGACAACUUUGUCGAGUCAGCUGCAGGACAAGGGAGCUACGGACAUUUAUAUCUGCGGGCUGGCGUAUGACGUCUGUGUGGGAGCGACGGCUGUGGACGCGCUCACCAGCGGCUACCGCACGAUCCUCAUUGAUGACUGCAGCCGCGGAGUUGAUCUUGUGGACAUCGAAAAGACCAAGGCGAUGGUGAUCGCCAGCAAUGGAGUUAUCGUUAACUCCAGCCAGGUGAAGGCCAUGGUCGAGGGCCGCGACCGCAGGCCUGAGCUCGGUUAUAAAUUAGCUCUGGAAAUAAAACAUUCGCUUAAAGAAACUAAGGAUAAUAAAAAUAAAUAAUUGGUUAUCUCGUAUUAGCUAAAGUUGUUUAGUAAUGCGGAGUACUUAAUGCUUUAUUUAUUUAUUUAAAUUAUUAAAAAAUAAUUAAGAAAUCGAGAUGCUGGAGUUAAUAGGCAAUAAUUUUUGGAUUUUUUUUUUCAACAAAUAAAUUACUAAAUAAAAAAAAAUUUUAAAUGCACAUGUAGAGAAUUUAAAAAACUACAGGUGCAAUUUUUUAAAAUAUUUUUUUUUUAAUAAUUUAUCAUUUAAAAAAAAAAACAAAAGUUAUUAGACGUCGGCUAAAUUCAGUUUCAUAAAAUCAUGAUCCUGGUUAGAAGACAAUUAAUAAUUUUCAAAUUUUUUUCAACAAUUUAAUAUAAAAAAAAAAUUGCACAUGUAGAAAAUUAAAAAAACUUUGAGUGCAAUUUUUUAAAAUAUUUUUUUUUUAUGAUUUAUCAUUUAAAAAAAAUUCAAAAAUUAUCAGACGUCGGCUGAAUUCAGUAUCAUAAAAUCAUGAUCCUGAAGUUAGACGACAAUAAUUUUUAACAUUUUAAUGUAAAAAAAAAUGUACAUGUAGAAAAUUAAAAAAACUACAGGUGCAAUUUUUUUAAAUAUAUUUUUUUUAUCAUUUAUCAUUUAAAAAAAAAUUAUCAGACGUCUGCUAACUCCAGUGUUAUCAUAAAGUAAAACUAGUUUGUAAAUAAUAUUUAUCAGUUUUUAAAAAAUGUUAAUAUUUUCCUGCUGUUGAAAUCCGUGUCUACCAUUGCACCUUAUUAUGUCAUGCAGUUGUUAUUAAUUACUGUAAAAUAAUUUAAAAAUAAAGCGUAUUAUCAUGUAAAUUAAUAU